Molecule: messenger RNA, 3436 nt
Organism: Tachysurus fulvidraco (yellow catfish)
Lineage: Eukaryota; Metazoa; Chordata; Actinopteri; Siluriformes; Bagridae
Gene: lclat1
Product: lysocardiolipin acyltransferase 1
Exons: 7
Coding region: 1135-2265 (376 amino acids)
Cellular component (GO): endomembrane system
Molecular function (GO): acyltransferase activity
Source: RefSeq, a predicted model, not a curated record
UUUUUGGAGCUGACUAGCUACCGAACGGCGGCCCCUACUGACAACCAGCAGGUUAAAUAAGAGGAUAAAGCCAUGGCGUCCACAACAAUCUCAACAUCCUCAAGAUUUACAUCCGCUUGAAAUUUAAGAAUCUCGGCGUCUUUACUCAAGAAAAGAGACUUUAUUUUUUAGCUGAACUAAAAAGCUCUGAAGAUGUUCUGACUCCGCUUUAACUUCUUAGCCCUAGCAACCUGGCUAAUAGGUGACUCGCUAGCAUGAUGCUACGUCUGCGUUCACCUCUUUACUAAACAAUGACGUUGCUUCUUAGUUAGACCUACGGGAUUAAACCUUAUCUCUCGCCUUUAUACAUUUCGGGUGCUAAAUGUUGUCGUUAAAAUCUUUUUUGUUUUGUUUUGUGAAGAACAGUUGCGGAACCUGGGCUAGGUGGGUGCUAUGUUGUUAGCCACCUAGCUAACCAGCUAACAGCAUCCUUCGCUUCCGUGUCGCCAUCAAACCGGAAGUUUGAAGAAAGAAAUAAAACAUAAAUUCAGAUCAAGAGCCUGUGACCACUGUAACACUUCUAUCUGAAGAUUUUCCACUCAUGCCUCAUUGACUGUUGUCUUUGACUUUUUAGUUGUAGUUAUAAUCACAAUGACCUCAUCCUGAGUAUGAUGGAGAUAUAUGACCUUUACUUAAAGUGAGACGAGAACAAGUGCUGAAUACAAGAACAUUUUUCGGCACGACGAUGCCCCGGUGCACAAAGCCGUCAUGUUAAAGUUGAUAAAGAACUUUACAAAGCCCCGAUUCUGAAUCAACCCCACUGGGAUGAACUGGAGUCUUCUCAUCAUCCUGACACCAGUGUCUGUUCUUUACUAAUGCUCUUGUAGCUGAAGGAACACAAACCUCCACACAGCCACAAUCCAGCAUCUAGUGGAAAUUUUCCCAGAAGAGUAAUGAAGAGUGGAGUUUAAUUUAACAGCGAAGACAAAAGGGUCAUUUUUUGUUGGUAAUUAGCUAAAAGUGCCGAGAAACACUGGUGUGGGUCACGGGCGAGCCGUGGCGCGUUACGCGUGCAGCCAAGAGCGCUCAGAUCCGAGUCGGAGAAUGCGGAGUCAGCUGUGAAUCUACCCGCUUGUUUCCUGUUCCCAUAAUGGCAUGGCGACGGUGUCCAUCAGAGGCGUGUAUUUCAUCCUCACGCUCUUCCUGAGCAGUUUUUUUGGCAGUGUGUUCAUGUUGGGUCCGGCGCUGCCCUUCAUGCUGCUGUCUCCGGCCUGGUACCGCUGGCUUACAGACCGCAUCGUGGCCACCUGGCUCACACUGCCUGUGGCUCUGUUGGAGCUGGUGUUUGGGGUGAAGGUGAUCAUCACGGGUGACGGGUUUGUUCCCGGGGAGCGCAGCGUGAUCAUCAUGAACCAUCGCACGCGUCUGGACUGGAUGUUUCUCUGGUGCUGCCUGCUGAGGCACAGCUACCUGCGUCUGGAGAAGAUCUGCCUCAAAGCGACUCUGAAAGCCGUGCCUGGUUUUGGCUGGGCGAUGCAGGUAGCUUCAUUCAUCUUCAUCCAUCGCAAGUGGGAGGAGGAUCAGAAUCAUCUUGCCAAUAUGCUGGAGUACUUCUGUGAUAUUAGGCAACCACUGCAGCUACUGAUUUUUCCUGAGGGCACUGACCUCACGGAUAACACUCGCGCCAGAAGUGACGAGUACGCGGAGAAGAACGGCCUGCCAAAGUAUGAGUACGUCCUGCACCCACGCACCACCGGCUUCACCUUCAUAGUGGAACAACUCCGCAAAGGGGACAAUCUGGACGCGCUGCAUGACAUCACCGUUGCAUACCCUCACAGCGCCCCUCAGACAGAGCGCCACCUGCUGGCCGGCACCUUCCCGCGCCAGAUCCACUUUCACGUCCGUCGUUACCCGGUGUCCUCUCUGCCCGAGGAUACCACCGCCCUCCAGACCUGGUGCCAGGAGCGCUGGAUGGAGAAAGAAAAGCGCCUGCGCUCCUUUUACAGCUCUGAGCGCUUCGACAAAGCCGAUGCCCGCGUCCCACCCUGCAAGAGUGAGCUGAGAGUGGCGGUGAUCAAAGCCGUGUCGCUGUGCUACUGGAACGCCUUCAUCGCCUUUUGCUUUCUGGGACUCUGGCUCUGGAUGCCUUUGCGUAUCUAUUUCCUGGUGGUGCUGAUUUUCUUCCUGGUUCAGCAAAAAGUCAUGGGUGGGGUCGAGAUGAUCGAGCUGGCGUGUCAUCAACGCCUGAAAAGAACGAAUGAUAUGCCAGGAAGAAAGAGAGACUGAGAUAUCUCUCUUUCUCUCUCUCCCCCUCUCUCUCUCUCUCUCUCUCUCUCUCUCUCUGUCUCUUUUUUUUAUUGUGCAGGAAGUGGAGCCCCCUUCUGGACUCAAGUGUGUACUGCAUAGUGAACACAACAGCUGGGAAGAAAGGGAGUGAUAAAGGAGUGUGCAUGAUUCCUCGCUGCCUGAAACAGGAAAAACUUAAUCUACAGUGCUGGAAACGUAUCAUUUUACAAUUUUCACUGUGUAUGAGGAAUGUGUGUGUGUGUGUGUGUGCGCACGCACAUUUUUAUCCACUUGUGUUUCUCCCAUGUCUCACACAUUUAUUUUUCAAUUUAUGUGCUGACAUAUUUAUUUUGAUUACCUUGGAGUUUUUUUUUUUGCAACUUUUUUAAAAGCUCAUUUCUUAUUUUUCUUUUUUAUCGAUUAGCUUUAAAGUUCUGAACUCAUAGCACAAAGCUAGCACCGAUAUUCGUCGGUGUCUCCUUGAUGUAGCCAACCAAAUUAAGGUGAAGUUAAGGGGGAAAAAAGCACUUAUAGUUAAAUAUAUGCCUAUUUUCAGGAAAGAAUGUAACGAUGCUCAUCUCUGGCUGCGUCCCAAACGUCAAGAUUAAACGGUGGAGGGUGAACGGCUUUAAAAGCUUUUUGCACGAAACCAAAACGUCGCCGUUCGGAGAAGAACAGUUUUUCAGCUCCUUCUCCAAGUACUACCUUAGUUAGUAGUUAAGAAAUGUUCUGUGAAGAACAGCACCCAGGACAGCUUUAUAUACAAAUCUGCCUUAACCUCUUAUAUAUAUAUAUAUAUAUAAGAUGGUUGCUAUAGAAUCUACAGAUAAAUAAAUAACACACAGCCGUGUAUUUGCACGUAGAUGCAUUGUGGACUGGUUUGUAAUUUACAUAAGGUCUGUAGCAUCAUUCGGGGGCGGAAAUGGCUCCGUCCCAAAUGACUCCUCUGUUUUUUUUGCAUGCAUGAGGUAGGGCUUAGGAUUUGGGUUUUGGUAGCUUAGUCCAAAAUGGUGCAUAAAGAAUGCAUGGAACAUUGGUUUACUCAUAGAACCUAUGACUAGUUCACUAGUGCCCUUAUUAAAGGAAUUCAGAUCAUGUGAAGUUGUAGAAAUAAGGGAGCGUUCAUAUAUCGUCUUGUUGCCCUAGCAAAAAAAAAAAGUAUAUAUAUAAU